Molecule: messenger RNA, 2175 nt
Organism: Cynara cardunculus var. scolymus (artichoke)
Lineage: Eukaryota; Viridiplantae; Streptophyta; Magnoliopsida; Asterales; Asteraceae
Product: cucumisin-like
Exons: 10
Coding region: 1-2175 (724 amino acids)
Biological process (GO): proteolysis
Molecular function (GO): serine-type endopeptidase activity
Source: RefSeq, a predicted model, not a curated record
AUGGCAUCUACGUUAUGGCUGAUCUUAUUACUCACCCUCACAUGUCCUCUAGCAGCUGAACCCAUUGAUCUUAAGACAUACAUCGUGUACAUGGGUGACCUUCCGAAGAGUGAUUUAUCCGUGGCAUCACUUCACCGUAACAUACUAGAAGAUGUUGUUGGCAGCCGAGCUUCAAAAUCUUUACUACGGAGCUACCAGAGAAGCUUUAAUGGCUUCGUGGCCAAGCUCUCAGAAGACCAAAAAAACAAAAUGGCUCGAAUGGAGGGAGUGGUGUCUGUGUUUCAAAGCCAAACAAGGAAACUGCAUACAACAAGGUCAUGGGACUUCAUGGGCUUCCCUCAAGAUGUUAAAAGAGCACCCCUUGAAAGCCACGUCAUCGUCGGUAUGCUAGACACCGGAGUCUGGCCGGAAUCCGACAGCUUCAAGGACGAUGGAUUUGGUCCUCCACCGCCCAAAUGGAAAGGCUCAUGCGAUUCCAUCAAUUUCACCUGCAACAACAAACUCAUCGGAGCAAAAUACUACAAGACCGAGGAGAGUGCAGUCGGAGACGAGGAGCUGUCAGCAAGAGACACCGAUGGCCAUGGCACGCACACGGCAUCCACCGUGGCCGGACGUGCAGUGAACAACGCCAACUUGUUAGGUCUAGCUAACGGGACUGCUCGAGGGGGUGUUCCGUCAGCACGUAUAGCCGUCUAUAAGAUCUGUUGGGAGACUUGUUCAGAUGCUGAUAUCCUGGCGGCCUUCGACGAUGCAAUUGCUGAUGGAGUCGAUAUCAUUUCUAUUUCAGUUGGAAGUUCCAACCCUUUCGAUUACUUUGAAGAUACUAUCGCCAUUGGAGCUUUUCAUUCCAUGAAGAAUGGGAUUCUAACUUCAAAUUCCGCCGGAAACGACGGACCUAGUCCUGGAUCGAUUACUAAUUUCUCACCAUGGUCGUUAUCGGUUGCCGCUAGCAGCAUUGAUCGGAAGUUUCUAACUCAGAUUGUGUUGGGUAACAAUAUCACUUACGAGGGGCCGACAAUAAACACAUUCGAGGGUGCGAUUCAUCCGAUAGUUUAUGGCGGAUCAGUGCCUAAUACCAAAAAGGGGUUUACAUCAGAUGAAUCUAGAUACUGUGAAGAAGAUUCGUUGGAUCCGACUUCGGUUCAAAAUAAGAUUGUGGUUUGUGAAGAUUUUGAUGGACCGACGAAUGCUUUGGAAUCUGGUGCAAGUGGAGUGGUGGUGGAAGGUGAUUUUGGGUACCUAGAUUCGGCCUUUGCUUACCCUCUUCCAACAACAUAUUUAAGCUCCAAAGAUGGCAGUGCCGUUCUUGGAUACAUAAACUCCACCACAACACCAAGUGCAACCAUUCUAAAGAGUUAUGAACCUGUAGACAAAGCAGCUCCAACUGUGGUUUCCUUCUCAUCAAGGGGUCCCAACCCAAUCACACCAGAUCUCCUCAAGCCCGAUUUAACCGCACCUGGAGUGGACAUUUUAGCCGCUUGGUCGAUGGCUACAACCGUCACUGGAGAAGCUGGGGAUACCCGUGUUGUCCCAUACAAUAUUAUCUCCGGCACUUCCAUGUCUUGUCCUCAUGCCACUGGCGCUGCAGCUUACGUUAAAUCGUUCCACCCAACAUGGUCUCCUGCUGCAAUCAAGUCAGCGCUUAUGACCACAGCUGCACCAAUGAGUCCAACCAAAAACCUCGAGGCUGAAUUUGCAUAUGGUUCUGGCCAUAUCGAUCCUUUGAAGGGCGUGGACCCAGGUUUGGUUUACGACGCUGGGGAAUCAGAUUUCGUGUCAUUUUUAUGUGGGCAAGGUUACAACGCCACAACUUUGAAAAUGGUGACUGGUGAUUCAAGUAGUUGCUCGGCGGCCAAUAACGCGACCGUUUGGGACCUAAACUAUCCUUCUUUUGGUCUCUCGGCUCAACAACCAGGCAACAUCGUCCGAACCUUUAACAGGACGGUUACUAACGUGGGUGCACCCGAUUCUACGUACCAUGCCAAUGUGGUUGCACCAUCAGGGCUGGUGGUGAAGGUUAGGCCGAGGAGUCUUGCGUUCAAAAGAGUGGGAGAGAAGCAAUCUUUUGUGGUGAUGGUGGAUGCUAGAAUUGGGUGUAAGAUGGUUUCCGGUUCCUUGGUUUGGAGUGACGGAGUACAUAACGUGACCAGUCCAAUUGUUGCCUUCAGGAUUUAA